Molecule: messenger RNA, 9140 nt
Organism: Spirometra erinaceieuropaei
Lineage: Eukaryota; Metazoa; Platyhelminthes; Cestoda; Diphyllobothriidea; Diphyllobothriidae
Source: the annotation of a GenBank genome assembly
AUGACCUUGAUGAGCCUGCUCUUCGGGCUCACCGAGGACUCGCACCUCGUCCGGGUUCUGGAGUCAGAAUGUGCCGCGACCACACCUGACCGGUUCUCAGCCGUGGGAACACAGCGUCGAUGAGCGUCCACCCUCCUCGUUUUGCUCUCCGACUCGAAUUUCGCCGGUAGGUUCAUGCCAACGUAUUGCGACCGGCCGGUGGGAGCGCAGUCACACUUAACGGAGUCCCUUGGCUCCUCGGCUGUCGUUAGUUUAAUUCCUUUGCUGCUAGGGACAAAACCGACAGCAGCACCUUGUUCCUGGCUCGGUGGCGGCAGAAAAACUGGCGAGUUCUGUGAUUUGGCAGUCUUCAGGGCGUUUUGAGUGGUUCUUGUGUUCAUGCCCGCCUGUCGUAAACGUCCUUGAAGAGACGAGGAGUUUCCCUAAAUGAUGUUCAUACCAACAGUCGACGGAGUGACCCUCGGGUUGGCGCCUCGAUGUCGGUAUUACGUCGUUGACCCCUCGGCAUCGAUCCGGUGCGUAUUAUUGGUUUUUCGGCUAAGACCUCAGUUCAUGCCUCCCAGUCGAAAACCCACAUUGGUCAGCAACUUGAAGAGUUUCAAUAUUAAUUUCCAUACUGCAAACGUUUUCACGCAUUCAUGCACACAUGGGAAAAUUUUUGGAGGCAGUUGUCAGUUACAAGUCUGUUACCGUGUUUUCCGAUAUGUCAAAUGCUCUUAAUACGUUAGUAAGAGCUGGAUUUCACUGAGUACUGUAACAGGGGAAAUUUGACACUUUUAUCCACACUUUUAAGAAUCGACAUCCUGUUUGUUUAUGAAGUGGUUCUCAACUAAAUGUCCCCGCGACUGACGAUUGAGUGGCUUGAAACCGCCCUAACUAUGUAGCAGUUAGACACACCAUUUGACAAGGUAGAAACAGAAAUUCCCAUGGGACAGUUGCACUUUUGAGGACCUGCUUUGAGUCCACUCGCUCGCAUGCUCUUAAAACAAACGAACAACCGUCAUAAGACUGAUGGUAGUUUUGCACCCUUUAUUAAAAGGCAACGGUCACGGGCCCUACCUCUCGAAGGUGUGGCCUCCGGAGCUUUGUUUAAAUGUUUCAGAUUGUAUCUCUAUGAUAGGAGUUGCUUGUUCAGACUUUCUGUUUAUUAGGCGGCAACGCGGACCCUACUGGACAGAGGCAAACUCUCACUACCCUAGACACUUUGACGAAAAUUUUUCUGAAUAGUCGCGUCAGGAAAGUUGAUUAAUCACCGAGCAAAAAGUACUCCUAGUCCGUAGGUGCCAAUUGUACGCAGUCCCCGUAACAAAAGUGCGACCAAAUUUUUUGAGUCCAAAGUGGAUCAACCCUCUAACUCGUAGAUACAAGACAAACUCUGCAAGAUCUAAUGUUGCAGUACAGUGCAAUUUAAUUAGGAGUAUUUGUAUGAACUUCAGUUGUUGACAGAGGAGGAAGAACCUUCCUCUACCCUCAGCUUCACUUCGUUGUUUCCUGCUGGUUGGAGACCUGUAUUAUGAAGGCCAAAGUCGCUUCUCAAACUCGAUAUUCAUACGCAUAGAAAAUAGCCAGUUUUGUAAUAGAUAAAUUAGCUGACCAACCUACGUAGGUUCUGAGGACUGAGUCGCUUGUUAUGCAAAGCUGCGGAGUUGCCUCUUAGUGAAAAAUAAGAAAGAUGAGAACAUAAGUGCACCAGCGCGACAGAGAUCGCGCAUUUGAUUGGAAUUUUGGGUAGUCUGACGCACGUAACAGGUUAGUGAACUUUCCCCAAUACCAGGCCUUGUACUCCGUUGGUCAUUUAAGGCGACUCGGCGUUGCAACUACAUCACUAUCCACGUCCAUCAGACAUUUCUGAAAAAAUACACAUCGAUACCUACUUUGGAAAAACUAAUCACUUUACGAUGGUUGUCGACGGCCACGUUGGACUUUGAUUUUUCCGCAUACUCUGAGUUGUGUUCCAUGGAGGACGGGCAGCCAAUGUAUGCGGAUAACACUGAGGUUCCACUUUCUUACUGCUUUUGCGCAAUCUGCAGCCAUUUAACACCUAUCAUUAUAUUUUGGCUGGAAGGAAAUGAAAUAUCGUACGACCGACAUACCCCUUACUUGUGUCUCGCAAAGGGAGGUUAGUUUAGUCUGAUCUAUGCAUCCAUCGAGGUUGCAAGAUAAAUCAAUUGGGCGUAGAAGUGGAACACUGCGAGAGGUAAACUAGACGUAGUCUGCACUUUUAAGAAUUAUAUCAUGACCAGCUGUUCAAAAGGGACUAAUUUUUGGCCUGAAAUUAUCGGACAAGCUGCCACCAAAGUCCUCGGAACAGAACUUGUUGAUCUCGGUUCUAAUCCGUAUCCAGUUGGAUGCUGCCACGUUUAGGGCUUCUAGCUCGUAUCUGUGUCAGGCUUGGUUGGGGCAAUCUUCUCUGGAUAGCUGCAGAAUGCUAUUCCCUCGACGUUGGUGGCAGUAAAACCAAAUUAUCACAUGAAAAUUGGAGACAGACGUAAGAAGCCCUGCACUGACCACUUGGCUUUCAGUUAACUAAGUAACCUACGGUGAAGUUGAUGUUUUUAUAUUCCAUGCUGUCGUCUGCUUGCAUUAAUCUCGCCACUGGAGACCGAGAUAGCGUCAGUCUAAUGAAGUUAAUCUCACUCACGACCAAUCGCAAAUAUUCGAUUUGUAAAUUUCGGCACCCCGAGGAAACCGAAGGAAGGGACAUUUUAAAUGGCACCACAGCAUGCUAACGGGAUCAAUUCUGCGUGCCUAUUUUGCUUCACAGUAAUUGCAUGCCUUGUGGGCCAGGUUCGGAAAGUUCCCAGAAUUCGAGACGUAAACAACCCUCCAUGAGGGUUUCUCUCCUGUCAGGCGUCUGGACCGUACAUAGUCGCCGCACUGUUGUCUGAAUGCAGCAGAGAACUUGGCAAAGGAAACAUCGGUCCAAAUUCUGGAGUGAGCUAAUGCAGAUUUUGCAGGCAGGCUAUAGGGUGAUUUUCCAACGGACAGAACCAUGCCGUCUGUCUGGCGUUAAAGAAUACACACGCCAAAGUGCAUUAGAGCUGGGUGUGUAACUACUUAACACAGGAAUAAGAUCGAAGAAGCGUCUAGUAUUACUCUAGUGACAAUGGCAUACUGGUCAUUUCUUGAGGAAUUUUCCGGUGAUCUCGUACAAUCAUACUCUGAAAACAGCAAAUCCCGAGUGAGUUAAUACUCUAGCUCUUAUGUAGAUCGGUAUAAAUGGUAAAAUGGUUUUUAUUGACGGUCCAGAACCCACCGCAGAUGAAUGUAGAAUCGAAACAGCAUGCUGCUACAGUUUAUUUCAGUAGGUUGCGGUAUAUAAAAGUACCGCCGUUAAAAUUCACUAAGGUUGAGUGAAUAAUGUUUAAAAGAGGGAAAUGAAACUUCAAAAAUUGGUAAGGGUAUUAUGGUAGCGGCAGGGUGUAGGAUCCCUCGUAGCUGAAAACUCCAACAUGCACACAAAUAAUCCGUGUGACUGCAACUACCACUUAUUAUUCACCGUUCCUAUUGGUCGAAAAUUCCUGGGCCUCAUGACCGCAUGUAAACUUACCGGCGGCGAUUUAUUCGAAAUCCAUUGCUUUUGGAAAUUGUCUUUUGUCCAUUUUUAAAUUUUAGCGUUUACUUUCUUUACCAUAUGACAGCAUAAAAUAAGACUUUCGACAGAAAUUUGUUUAUUAUUUUUCCAUUUCUUGCGUUCCGCCUGCUCUUCGUCCUGCGUGUUGUCCCACGCGUAAAACCGCCUCUAUCACCAUUUUAUGUGCGGCACGGUCCACAGGCUGCGUCAAGGUAUUUGGUGCCCCACACUCUACCGUUGCUGUGUAUUAUUUAAAAGGAAAAACACAAGUGGGACGGGAGGGAUGUUGUUGUUCCUAGUUUCAAGAUUGCUAGGCGCUUUAAUAUCAGCGAAUAUCAGCCCCGUUUUCCUUGUACUCCAGUUUAACAAUCCAGGGGGAGAUUACCAAGAAAGGCAAGGCAGACUGCGAUGGCCAUUUCUAACUUAUUAGCCGUCGCAAGUCAGCCCUACUGAAGCCAGGGUUAUGCCGCACCUAAGCCUCGAACUCAUGUUUGUGGACCAUCCACCUGCAUGCGACUGCGUUGCGCAACUAUCUACGAGGGCUCUACAUUAAGCCUUAGAAGAUACAUGCGUAUUUGGGCCCAAAAAGGUUCCUUGGAGCUUUCGCUGUUCUACUAACCAGGAAAGACGUUGUCCGCGGUCUAAGAAACCUAGACCGCUAGGGGAGUGACAAAUGGCCGAGGUGGUCGUGUAUAGCUUAGCUGCCAUCGCCUCCACACCAGGUCAAAGGUGCACAUGGUCCAAAUCCGGGUCUAUUGACUAUUGACUGUUAGGUUAAGCGCCCUACAACUGGGCAUCCUUCGGGUUACGUCUUUUCGGCUGCGAUUGGGAAUGUUCAAAGUCACAUGCAGACCGAGUUCGCCUACCUCUCCCAUCGCAAGACGGAUUUCUAAGGCAAACCGACAUUGUCUGUAUUCCAUUCUGCAAACAGAAGAGAUCAAUGAAAACCACCAUCACCACCCCCACCACCACCACCAUCUUCUUGCAGAUGGAGUACCGAACAAGACGAGGGAGAUUGGAAUGGCCAUCUGUGACUAAUGGUCGUUGUCAUUCAGCCAUGCCCGCACGCCGGGUUUGCAGGACCUGAGUCUCAAACCCGCGUUUAUUGAUCACCAAGGGUUAUUAGAACUAAUUUGAGCGAUCGGGGAUAUCAACUGCAACAGAGUGGCGCUCAACGACUAAGUUACUGGAAGCACUCGUACUCUUGUGUCCUGGGGGUUCCAUCUUAAGUCAGUAGGCAGUCGUCUAGCAGGAGGAGUACUGUUGAAGAUAAAGUAAGCUGUCGCGGCUAUUUCUGGCUCAUUAUCUUUAUGUAAUUCUAAACAGAUGGAAAAGUUUUAACUGGGAAAUAUGGGCACAGUAUAACAUUAAGACACAGGGAAGAUCUACAAAAUGCGAAUUCGGAGCAAUGUUUUCGUCUACCUUUUCUCUGUAAAAGGUGUUUUAUACCAAGCAUAUGAUCAAUUAUUCACAGCAGAAUUAUGGCACGUCAGUGAGGGCGACGGUGGAAAAACGGCAUGCCUUCGCAAAAAAAGGUGUUAUGAGAGCAUCCAUGCCCAUCAGUACACAGAUCAGCCUCCGUGUCCUUGUGUUAGUGAUUUCAAUUUCACAGACUGUCGUCCCUUUCCCGAGUUUCAGUCAAUGUGCCAAACAUGAUCUUCUUCCGUAACCUCUAGAAAUUUAAGCGCUUACGAACUACUCACUCGCUGUUCGCUGGUGACCUGUCUCUUUGUUCUUCUGAGUUCCAAGACAUCUGGCUCUUGCGGAAGAUUCAAUACAAAAAACUAGCUUAACUCAUCUGAUAGCCCAUUCUAUUUUUUCUUCGAAACCAAUGGGCGCUGGCAGUGAGCGCAGCUCUUGAAGUCAUCCUUAUCAAGGUUGCUCCUUAAUCGUGACUGCAUAUUAUAGAACAUGUCUGUCCAACUUCGACCCCUGAGUGCACUGACAGCGGGAACAGCGAAAAGAUUAUUACGACAAAAGGAAAAACAGCUUAUUUGCACAAGGGCUUAUUUGGAAAAUCCUAGCAUCACUCGUAAACUCUUGCUUAGUCUCAGUUAAGUCUUUGCGACUAAUUGGCUCUAAAGCACAACCGCAUCUCAGAAGGCGAAGAUGCGAUCACUGAAACAAGAAAUUUAUUGGCCUGACGUUUCGGAUUCUCACUCGAAUCCAUCAUCGGAGACAUUCGCAGAUAAAGGUGACGAUGGCACAAGGAGUGCAGUAUUUAUAGUACGUGGCUGCCGUGGGACCGUAUGAGCACUGUAAUUAACAGCCCUCACAAUCACCGCUGGGGUCGUAAUUGAUGCGGUGGUGGCUUGUCAGCCCGAGUCCGAGGCGUUAAUGGCCGUGAUUUUGUCAUCCGUGCUGAAUGGUGGUGUGACGAUGGCUCGGCAAAUUGGCUCACUGUCACUGGCAUAAUUGCUCACCCGCGCCCUCCCCACGUGACUGGUUCCCUUGCCCAGGGAAAAUCUCAGCACGGAAUAUGGUACCGGGAGGGCAUUGUGCUUUCUGAUGGAUUGAGGGCCGUCAUCACCUUUAUCUGCGAAUGGUUCGAUGAUGGAUUCGAGCGAGAGUCCGAAACGUCAGGCCAAUAAAGUUCUUGUUCCAGUGAUCGCAUCUUCGUCUUCUGAACUGCUACCUGGAACUCGCCUGUUCGCUUCUAUCAACAACCACAUCUUUUAUCUAAUUUCAAAUCUCAUUUAGUGACAUGACUGAGAAAUAAGUCCGCUUGACACGGGAAUACGGACACCCUCGUAAAAUUCCGGUGGUUUGGAUUAGCAUCGGAGCCAGAUGGAUAAGAGUUCUGCGCGGGAGUGUCAGGGUUAUGCGCAAUACGCGAGGCCGCCUGUAUCGCGGGGGUCCAUAUUCCAGUGUCCGACCAGUAUGUCCUCCCGAUUGUUGCUUCAGCAUUUUGUGACCAGAUCACCCAAAAAACAUGCAUAACAGACGCAUAAGAAUAAGACCUGCACAAAAACCUUAUAACUACCUGCUUUCAUCUCUGUGUUAAGUAUAUAUCGAAAUUCCGACCUAAACACGCCAACGGACAAGGGAGCAACCAGAGAGUUGGAGUUUAGUCGGUUUCGGGGAAGAAAUUUCCUCCCUAGUCGCUGGCCCCGGCGACUGAGGUAAAUCGUUCAGUAAAACAGUGGAAGGGUCGCCUCCUGGCACAAGAACAUCCCAUUCACUUAUGCGCGAUAGCCGCUGUUGGAGUGACCUGCGACAAGCGAAGAACGCAAAUUUCAGUCGCAAUCACCGGCGACUCUUUGUUUACACCAAUCAGUCAGAAAACUCCGGAGUGCGACCUCACGAACGGUAAAAACUGUUUACACACAUCUGGGGUUAACUGAAGAUGUCCCUCACGGCGCAGUGACGAAACGGUGAUCAACAAUGACGUGAAAACCACAUCCUUGUCUCGCCACUGCAAUUUAAAAUCGAGGUGCCUUUAGGCAGUAAUUAGAAAACUUGCGUUGCCUGCCAUCCUAAAGCCCUCAUCGGUUCCAUUAAUUUCGUAACAGAUGAACACUCGACAACAUCUCACUUCUCACCGGUCCGGAUGCUGUUAAGCGAUUCGCUGGGGAUCUCCUUUAAACAGUCCAGGAGAGCUGGAGGGGGUGGAUUCCCGAGCGAGAAGGGCAGUAGAAUGGUUGUAGUCAGGAUAAACCCGUUGUCGUCUAUUUUAUUUCCGUCGUGGGCAUCAAUUCAGUAGCGGCGAGCUUACCGUGUACUGCGUGUAACGUCCUACUUACCGUUUAGGAAUGCUUGAAUGAUUUGACCUAGGAUAAUGAUGGUGUAACUGUGUGUCGUUGAAUAAGGCCGGUACCCUUCCCUCUCGCUACCACCGAUCCACUUCCCCCAACUCGCCGUAACGUCCGCUUCUCUCGAUCUCUGCAUCGACACCUCCCUCGGCCCUCCCCUGCGGUGGCCCACAGCGCUGCGCUCCCCACCGGUUGUUUAGUAGGCAUGUCAGCGUCGCCUCACCAUCCAGGCAGGUUACUUUAUUGUUGUAACUCAUCCCGUUUGCACAAUUAACCGCCCUUAUAUGUAUCCCCAGUUUCAAUUCCUUCUCUGCCUAGUUGAGCUUUCUUCCUGCCUUUCGUAUAGAGGAGUAUUUUGACAUGUUAAAGACCCUAUUCAGAUCGAUCUUAGCUAGGAUCUAUUCCCAGUGUCUCGCUACCUCGGUGUGUGUACUAUCCUUGUCGUCCUCGGCCGCUAAAUUCGCACAAUCGGCCGCCAUGUCGACCAAUCGUAGCGCGAGCACUGCCGGUGCCUGCCUGCUUGUCUGUUGACAGUCGCGCAUGACUGACUUUCGAUCGCUGACCCUCUGGCAUGCCUACGUGACCACAGUGGCUACCUUGACUCACACAACCGCACACUGUCGUUGCCACGACGCUCGUACGCCAGGCUACCACGCCACAGUCGUACGAGAGACGGUAAAAGUGUUCCGCUGGGUCCCUGCGUUUCUGUCCCACCCACGAAAAGGAUACAUAAAACUAUGGACACUGUUUCCUACGGAACUUCUCACUGUCUCUCUUUCAAAAAGAAGAGUUUGUGAGGUGAAUGGAGGAGCAGGUAGGUAGUAACGGUCCCCAGGACGACCUGACCACAGCAUCACCUCUGUUUUCGCGGGUUAGGUCCAUCUGGUCCGGGAUCCGAGGCGGAUUCCGACGAUGUGGGCGACACAAUGGAGCCUGUAGGGGAUGGGGGGAGUGGUAUCCAUCGCAAAAAACGCACAGAACCCCCGCGGGGGAGGGCUGAGCUGUGGCUUUGUAAUAGUGGUGCGCCUGCCUAAACUUAGUCCUAUAUAGGACGGAUCAAAUAUGUGUGGUACAAAAAGUACGUAUAGUGCCACCGAUCAGAAAAAAGAACUCGGCCGAUCUGUGUGUCCACCCGAGCUGCAGUGAAUCCCACCCAGGAGUUAAAGUAUCACAAGCUAACGAUGGCCUGUAAUUAUCCGGUCUCCGGCUUCUGUUGUAUCGCUGCGCCUUCGCAGGUUUACAUCUGCACACCGACGACAAUUAGUUCUUGUGACACUGCGAAGCUCACUGUGACGCUGUACUCCAACCACCAGACUAACCCAUUAUUCUGUACCCAAUGCAGUACGCUCUCCCUCUCUCUACUGGAGUCUGUUUUCUUCUCCUACUUGACCUAAGCACUGUAGUAAUUGGGGUUUGCUCAUGAACUUAACUGCUGCAACAGGCCAGUAAGGCAGAAAUGGUGACCCCAGUGCUCCAGCAUUUGUCAGUAAAAAUUCCACAUAAUCGAGUGCAAAUCCGAUCCUUUAGAAAUUCCAUGCGAUGAUGACGAGGAUGAUGACGAUGAUGAUGAUGAUGAUGAUGUUGAUGAUGAUGAUGAUGAUGAUGAUGAUGAUGAUGAUGAUGAUGAUGAUGAUGAUGAUGAUGAUGAUGAUGAUGAUGAUGAUGAUGAUGAUGAUGAUGAUGAUGAUGAUGAUGAUGAUGAUGAUGAUGAUGAUGAUGAUGAUGAUGAUGAUGAUGAUGAUGAUGAUGAUGAUGAUGAUGAUGAUGAUGAUGAUGAUGAUGUUAAUUCAUGCGUAUGGAAAGCCAGAAAGUAA